Messenger RNA from Maudiozyma saulgeensis, 1275 nucleotides. Lineage: Eukaryota; Fungi; Ascomycota; Saccharomycetes; Saccharomycetales; Saccharomycetaceae. The record is from the annotation of a GenBank genome assembly.
AUGGGGCUGGAUCAGGAAAAGAUAAAGAAACGUCUGUCGCAGAUUGAGCUGGAUAUUGAUAAGAUGAACCAAAUGAUUGAUGACAAUUUACAACUUGGUACAACCGAUGACACAAUGCAAGAACAAGUAGCAGCUGAUAGCAAUGAUGAUGCUGAGGAUGAAAAGAUUGAAUCGGAGGUGAAGGAGGUCGUUGCAGAAGUGGUUAAAGCACCUGUACAUCUAGAUUCUAUGUACGAUUCUCAACAUGAGGGACUAGGAGAACCUAUCAAAGUCAAAGAUUCUAAAAUUGAUGAAGCAACACAAACACAAGAAGAGGAACCAGUUAAUGAGACACCAUUAGAGAAAGUUGUUUCAGCAGCUAAGAGUAUUGCUAGUGCUGCUGAAGAAAUGGUUGAUACUUCAAUUGAUGCAGCAGUAGGACCUAACGAAGAAGAAGAAGAAGAAGAAGAAAUUGCAAAUACCUCGUUAGAAAAAGUCAUAUCAGCAGCAAAGAGUGUUGGUAGUGCCGCUGAGGAAAUGAUUAAUAAUUCAUUAGAUAUUGCAGUGGACCCUGUUGAAAAUGAAGAUACGGCAGUAAACCAAAACGACAGAGUACUUGAAGUAAAUGAAACUUCAGUUAAGAAGAUAGUCAAUAGUAUUGAAGAAGUCAAUAACGCACCAGAGACGAUGAUCAAUGAAACGGUGGAUACUCCUGUAGACACACAUGUAGUUUCCCAAUUGAAACCAGAUGAUGACGAGUGGGAAGAAAUUACUGAAGAAAAUGUUGAAACUGUUGGUAAAGAGACUGAUACUGAUGAAAAUACAAGUAAGAUUGUUCUUCCAAAACAUACUGGACAUAACACGAGCUCGACUCCAACGAUAGCAGACGAUAAAAUGAUAGAACGUAUAACUUCAAAACGUCUCCCAUCCAGACCGUUCCGUGUGAUAUCAGUCGGUUCUGCAAACUCAUCUGCAACAGAACGUAAUAUCUCUCCAAUACCCGCAGGCACAGAUCCUGAGGAGAGUACAUUGGAGAGAAUAGAACAACGAUACGAUUAUCUAACAAACAAGACUACGAAACUAACCAAAGAGAUAUCGUACUUAACAGGAAUGGUAAGUCAAGGUAACCUAAGUAUUGACGACUCCAAGAGACUAAAAGUUGCGCUUACAAAAUUGCAAGAGUACCUGGACCGUAAGACCAAAGAACGUUACGAAACGGGUGUCCUAUUGAGUCGCCAACUAAGAAAGCAAAUCGACAAGGGAGAGAACGGACAGUUCUGGGUCGGAAACAAAUAG